Choloepus didactylus (southern two-toed sloth) is the source of this 2091-nucleotide messenger RNA. RefSeq names its product nuclear cap binding protein subunit 2 (gene NCBP2). Gene Ontology annotation, biological process: mRNA cis splicing, via spliceosome. Lineage: Eukaryota; Metazoa; Chordata; Mammalia; Pilosa; Megalonychidae. Bases 89 to 559 code for a protein of 156 amino acids. Gene Ontology annotation, molecular function: RNA cap binding. The transcript is spliced from 4 exons. The record is from RefSeq and is a predicted model, not a curated record. Gene Ontology annotation, cellular component: nuclear cap binding complex.
UGCAUCUGCCUUACGCAUUUCCGGUGCCGACUGCGGCUCCGCUAUCGCGCUCCUGUUGUUGCAGCGUCCUCAUUCACCUGUUUGCACUAUGUCCAGCGGACUUCUGAAGGCGCUGCGCAGCGACUCCUACGUGGAGCUGAGCCAGUACCGGGACCAGCACUUCCGGGGUGACAAUGAAGAACAAGAAAAAUUACUGAAGAAAAGCUGUACGUUGUAUGUCGGAAAUCUUUCCUUUUACACAACUGAAGAACAGAUCUAUGAACUCUUCAGCAAAAGUGGUGACAUAAAGAAAAUCAUUAUGGGCCUGGAUAAAAUGAAAAAAACAGCAUGUGGAUUUUGUUUUGUGGAGUACUAUUCAAGAGCAGAUGCAGAAAAUGCCAUGCGGUACAUAAAUGGAACUCGUCUAGAUGACCGGAUCAUUCGCACAGACUGGGAUGCAGGCUUUAAGGAGGGCCGGCAGUAUGGCCGGGGGCGAUCUGGGGGCCAGGUACGAGAUGAGUAUCGGCAAGACUAUGAUGCUGGGAGAGGAGGCUAUGGAAAACUGGCACAAAACCAGUGAGUGGGUGAGAGCCCCAUUAGCGAAAAACACACUCCUUGGCCUGUUGAAUUUGUUGAAGAGCAAUACUGAAGGUCUGCAAACCAGCCGUUUCUACCAACCUUUGAUCAAUGUCUCUACUAAGCUGGAAGCCUCAUCAUGGUUUUCCUCUCUGAAAAUUAUUAAAGGACAGAAUCCAAAAGAAUGCCUUUAAUUUUAGUUUUAGAAUCUUGUGUCAGAUUACCAGAAUGAUUUUCUGUUAUUAGGUCAAAAAUGUGUUGUAUGAUGACAGAUUAGAUCUAUGAUGUUGAUUAAUCUGUCAGCCAAAAACAUCACACUUCUUUUAAGAAGACUGGAAAAACUGAAAAAUUUGUUUUACCAUGUUUGAGUCUAAGUAGGUUUAUGAUCUACAUUGGUGCCUGGAUUUUCUUUUUAAUUUUUAAAUUUGCAUAAAAGUAAUAAAUGGAGUUUUGCUAUGUAUUAUGGUCUUGCCCUACAUUAGGAACAGAUGUUUGACAACUGAAUUUGUUUUCUAUGCUGAAUUCUCAUCUCUCAAGGUAAACUUAAGAGCAAGGGGCCUACCUAAAUAGUUGGUACAAAAGUUAAGCAUUAGACAGACCCCAGAGGACACCACUUGCACCCAUGCUUUAUAUGGUCCUUCAGGAAAUGCAAGUGCAGGACUCAAAGGGUAUUUACUUAACACAUUUUUCAAAAGUUGUACAUGUUAUACCUAAAGUUAAAGAAAGCAAGAGUUCAUAUUAUUAAGCACUUCAGAUGUUCGAAUGGGGGCACUGUCAGUAGGAAAUGUGAUGAAAUAACAAGGGAUGAGUUAAAACAUUGCCUUGAAAUUAUGAAGGUUGCUCUGAUGUCCAUCAGAUCUAUUCUUUUCAUUUUCAGAGUGAUCUUGGGAAUGGAGUGGGUUUAAAGAGCUUGAAGAUCAAGAAAAUGCUUAACAAAAUGAUCAGAUAAGCCUCCCUCGGGAAAUGUCUUUUUCAGCAAAUUCUUGUAUUGAAGUCUGUUUUGUUUUUACCCCAUGUCAAAUUAAUUAUACUUACUGAGGGUCAGAGCCUUAAUAGCAAGCAGCUGAUCUCUACAGAGAGAGGAGUCUAGAGAAUUUAUUAUGCAUUUGUAAAGCAAGAAGUGAUUUGUCUGUAAUACUUUGUGUGAGCUUUUCCUCACUUAAAAAUGCUAAUCUAGUAUAAUAUUCCCUGAUAAAAGUGGUUUGUGAAAAUUGGGGCCGAAAUAACUAAUGUGGACAUCUUUCUUUCGUAUUACAGUAACUACGUUUUCUCAUGAAAUUCAAACUUUAUUUGAAUUUUUAAAAGUGCUAUAACCAAUUGUAAGUACUUAAGAAGAAAUGUGUAAUUUAAUGAACAUAUACUAUUUGUUUUUCUAAUUUCUUUUCACAUUGUAGUUUCAAUUAAUGUAUUUUAUGUAUUUUUUUGUAGUAAACAUAACUCAGAUUUCUGCAAGUUUAAAACCACAGAGCGGUUCUUAUUUGAAUUGUCUCUUCUGUGACAAGUCACCUUUCAAUAAAGUUGGACCAAUUUACUGUC